Molecule: messenger RNA, 2403 nt
Organism: Seriola dumerili (greater amberjack)
Lineage: Eukaryota; Metazoa; Chordata; Actinopteri; Carangiformes; Carangidae
Gene: ddx18
Product: DEAD-box helicase 18
Exons: 14
Coding region: 21-2045 (674 amino acids)
Biological process (GO): maturation of LSU-rRNA from tricistronic rRNA transcript (SSU-rRNA, 5.8S rRNA, LSU-rRNA)
Cellular component (GO): nucleolus
Molecular function (GO): nucleic acid binding; RNA helicase activity; ATP binding
Source: RefSeq, a predicted model, not a curated record
GUGCGCAGUCCACCGUUACCAUGGCGGACCUACAGAUGAAGCUUCUCCGCAAGAAAAUUCAGAAGAGAAAUGAAAAGAACAAGGAGCGGAAACUCCUUAAGAAACAGACCGAAGACGAGGAGACCGUAAACUCAAACGGGCUGGAAGAGGACUGUUGUGAGAAGCCAGCAGCUGCUUGUGAGGCAGAGAGGAAGCCCAAGAAGAAACAGAAAAAGCAGAAUGGGGUACCAGUGGAAGGGACCAGCACAGAGAAGACCCUGGCUCAGAAGAAGAAAAAGAAAAAACGGAAGCUGACUGACACAGCUGAAUCACCAGCUGAGAAGAAGACCAAAACGGUGAAAGAAGAUGAAGAAGAGGAGGAAGAGGUGGAGGAAGCAGCAGUGGCAGAUGAAGAUGAAGAUGCUACUGACAAACUAGAGGAAGGUGUAGAUGAUGAUGAUGAUGAUGAUGAUGAAGAUGAUGAUGAACAUGACGAAGAAGAGGAAACUGGAGAGGGAGAUAGCGAAGAGGAAGAUCAACCUGAAUUACCAUCUGGUUUAACAGGAGCGUUUGAGGACACGUCGUUCGCUUCUCUUAAUGGGUUGGUGAGUGAGAGCACUCUGAAUGCAGUGAAGGAGAUGGGCUUUGAACACAUGACUGAGAUUCAGCAUAAAAGUAUUCGCCCUCUGUUGGAAGGAAGGGACGUGCUGGCAGCAGCCAGGACAGGCAGUGGUAAAACCUUGGCCUUCCUCAUCCCUUCUAUAGAGCUCAUCAACAAACUCAAAUUCAUGCCCAGGAAUGGCACUGGUGUGGUGAUUCUUUCACCCACACGUGAGUUGGCAAUGCAAACCUAUGGUGUGAUGAAGGAGCUGAUGACACACCAUGUGCACACCUAUGGUUUGAUCAUGGGGGGCAGCAACCGCUCAGCUGAGGCUCAAAAACUGGCCAAUGGUGUCAACAUCCUGGUGGCCACCCCUGGCCGUCUGCUGGACCACCUUCAGAAUACCCCUGGGUUCAUGUUCAAGAACCUACAGUGUCUGAUUAUUGACGAGGCCGACCGUAUCUUAGAGGUGGGCUUCGAGGAGGAGCUGAAGCAGAUCAUCAAACUGCUGCCGAAGAAGAGACAGACCAUGCUGUUCUCAGCCACUCAGACUCGUAAGGUGGAGGACUUGGCUCGGAUAUCCCUGAAGAAGGAGCCCCUCUACGUCGGGGUGGAUGACAACAAAGACAAUGCUACUGUGGAUGGCCUGGAGCAGGGUUAUGUGGUGUGUCCAUCAGAGAAGAGGUUCCUGCUGCUCUUCACCUUCCUGAAGAAGAACCGUAAGAAGAAGCUGAUGGUCUUCUUCUCUUCUUGUAUGUCUGUGAAAUUCCACUAUGAGCUACUCAACUACAUUGACCUACCUGUUAUGGCCAUCCAUGGCAAGCAGAAGCAGACCAAACGUACCACCACCUUCUUCCAGUUCUGCAACGCAGACUCUGGCAUCCUGCUGUGUACAGAUGUGGCAGCUCGAGGUCUGGACAUUCCUGAGGUGGACUGGAUUGUCCAGUACGAUCCUCCAGAUGACCCAAAGGAAUACAUCCACAGAGUGGGCAGAACAGCCCGAGGCAUCAAUGGAAGAGGCCACGCCCUCCUCAUCCUUCGACCAGAGGAGCUCGGUUUCCUGCGCUUCCUCAAACAGGCCAAGGUCCCAUUGAGCGAGUUUGAGUUUUCCUGGACUAAAAUCUCUGAUAUUCAGUCCCAGCUGGAGAAGCUGAUUGAGAAGAACUAUUACCUCCACAAGUCGGCUCAGGAGGCUUACAAGUCGUACGUACGGGCGUACGACUCGCACUCACUCAAACAGAUCUACAGCGUCAACACCCUCAACCUCCCGAUGGUGGCGCUGUCAUUUGGCUUCAAAGUUCCUCCAUAUGUUGAUCUGAACGUCCACAGCAGUAAAGGUGUAAAGUUACAGAAGCGAGGCGGUGGAGGUGGGUUUGGAUACCAGAAGUCCAAGAACGUGCAUAAGUCCAAAAUCUUUAAGCACGUCAACAAAGGAAAGAGUGACAGGAGACAGUUCUCCCGCUGAACCCUUCAACCGAAGUGACUCCUGGACUGAUUCCGCCACUGAUGUUGAAGAACCUUUUUUAUGAACUUCCUGCUUUGAACAGAACACGUCUCCAAUUAAACUGUCUCCCUCAGAUGUCUUUUAUAAACCCAGUUUUCUUCCAAUAAGUUGUAAGAGUAUUUUGUAAAUGUAAACAAACAUCAUUGUGGCUGUGUGCUUCUGAAGAAGCUGUGGAAUUGUGUCCCAUGUGGACCUGAUCAACAAGACUCUUAAAUGCAUCUGUCAGGAAUAUUAAUAUAUCUUUGAAUAUAUUCUAUGGAGUAUGCUUCAGUGUUUGACUUAAGACUUUGUAAAUUACAAUGAAAUCACUUGAUAUCAA